Molecule: messenger RNA, 501 nt
Organism: Striga asiatica
Lineage: Eukaryota; Viridiplantae; Streptophyta; Magnoliopsida; Lamiales; Orobanchaceae
Source: the annotation of a GenBank genome assembly
AUGGAUACACACGUCCACGACUUGGGCGCGAGUCCAUACUCCAGCGUGGACCUCAGCACAUCCACCCACAGCUCCCCUCCCCACGCGUCCACGCGGCGCCGGUUCUCCCGACCCGACCGGCCGGCCCUCACGAGAACCGCUCAUCUGGACCACCACGCCGCCUCCGGCCGCAGCCUGGCCGCUGAUCGAGUGGCCGUGGCCCCGGGCCGAGACGGCUAUCACGCGGGCCGACCCGUAAGCCUCCUUCACGAGCCGGGCCACGUCGCCGGCGGAGGCAGGGCGGAGAACCGCCAUCGGCGGGGCCGCCCGCGCGCCGCCGAAGUCGCGGGAGGCGGCGGCCGCGUCGGCCGGGUCCAGGCUGAGCCGGCCGUCCACCUCGAGGUGGAGGAGCUCGGCGGAGCCGAGGGUCAGCCCGACGGCGGCGAUCAGGCGGCAGAUGGCGAACGUCAGGAGAAGUAUUUUGGUGGCCAUGAUGACGGCUGGCUAAUUUUUGCUGUUUGA